AUGAGCCUUCGGUCACAUGAACAGCUAGUUGUAUGUGUCGGAGUCCUUUUCCUGCUCACGGUAUGUAUUUCGGCCUUCUUCUUCCUUCCAGCCGGCGGUGCUGACUUAUAUCUCCGACAAGACCAUGUAGUGCCUGUGAGAGAUCCAACAAUUCGAGAAGAACUGCGGCGACGAGAACAAGAGCUUUUAUUGAAAAAAGCGGAAGAAGCGAUUCCUGCGCCGAUUCCGAAGCCGGAGAUCGGCGCUUCUGAUGACGCUGAAGGCCGAAGGACCUAUGUGAAGCAAAUGAUCAAAUUCGCAUGGGAUGGAUACCGAAAAUAUGCUUGGGGUGAAAAUGAGCUGAAGCCGAACUCAAAACAAGGGCAUUCCUCAUCAAUUUUCGGAUUCGGCAAAACGGGAGCAACGAUCGUGGAUGCAAUUGACACAUUAUAUCUAGUCGGAUUAAAGGAAGAAUACGAGCAAGCGAGAGAAUGGAUUUCGAAUUUCGAUUAUAAAAAAGCUGUGAGAGGCGAAAUUUCUGUUUUUGAGACAAAUAUUCGAUUCAUCGGAGGAUAUUUGGCAGCUUAUGCACUCUCCGGAGAUAAGAUGUUUGUACAAAAAGCUGAAGACGUCGCCAAGGUUCUUCUACCUGCAUUCGACUCACCAACUGGAAUUCCAUAUUCUUUAGUCAAUGCUGAAACAGGCCGUACGUCCACUUAUAAUUGGGCUCAUGGAAAGGCGAUUUUGUCAGAAUUCGGUUCACUUCAGCUCGAAUUCGAUUAUUUGUCAAAUGUUACUGGAAACCCAUUGUAUGCGGAAAAGGUGCAAAAGAUUCGGGAUGUAAUGAGUAGUUUAGAAAAGCCCGAAGGCCUUUAUCCAGUCUAUUUGAACAUACAAACAGGAAAUUUCGAGCAACAUUUCUAUUCAAUGGGAGCUCUGGCGGACAGUUGGUACGAAUAUUUACUGAAACAAUGGGUAUCCACUGGAAAGAAAAAUGCGAAAACCAAGCGAGAAUACGAAGAGGCGAUAUUUGCCAUGGAAAAGAAGCUUCUUUUCGUGUCAGAACCCAGCAAGCUCAAAUAUUUCGCGAAAAUGACCGGCAAUCGUGUUGAGCACACGUUCGAGCAUCUCGCGUGCUUCAGCGGUGGAAUGUUCGCACUUCAUUCGAUGAAUGAGCCGAAUCGAACUGUUGCCCAACAUUAUUUGGAGCUCGGAAAAGAGAUUGGACACACUUGUCACGAAUCCUACGCGAGAUCUGCGACCGGAAUCGGGCCGGAAUCAUUCCAUUUCUCAUCGAGAACUGAAGCAAAAGCUGAACGCAAGCAAGAUUCGUAUUAUAUAUUGCGACCAGAGGUUGUGGAAACUUGGUUCUAUUUAUGGCGAGCGACGAAAGAUCAGAAAUAUCGAGAGUGGGCCUGGGACCAUGUGCAAAAUCUUGAGAAGCAUUGCAAGGGUGAAACCGGAUAUUCUGGGAUCCGCGACGUCUACUCGUCACAGCCCGAACAAGACGAUGUUCAACAAUCAUUUUUGUUCGCCGAACUCUUUAAAUACCUCUAUUUGAUAUUCUCUGACGACAAUGUCUUGCCGUUGGAUCAGUGGGUUCUCAACACCGAAGCCCAUCCAUUCCGAAUCCGAAAUUAG
Caenorhabditis bovis is the source of this 1620-nucleotide messenger RNA. The record is from the annotation of a GenBank genome assembly. NCBI's taxonomy places the organism in Eukaryota, Metazoa, Nematoda, Chromadorea, Rhabditida, Rhabditidae.